Molecule: messenger RNA, 5233 nt
Organism: Phyllostomus hastatus (greater spear-nosed bat)
Lineage: Eukaryota; Metazoa; Chordata; Mammalia; Chiroptera; Phyllostomidae
Gene: RNF157
Product: ring finger protein 157
Exons: 19
Coding region: 619-2568 (649 amino acids)
Biological process (GO): protein ubiquitination
Cellular component (GO): cytoplasm
Molecular function (GO): ubiquitin protein ligase activity
Source: RefSeq, a predicted model, not a curated record
GUUCCCCCUUCCCCAUUUAAAAAAUCCUCACCUAAGAACAGGCAGAUUGAUCUUAGAGAGGGGGAAGGGAGGGAGACAGAGACGGAGAGAAACAUCGAUGUGCGAGAGAGGAGCAUCUGUCGAUCCGGUGCCUCUCGCAUCUGCCGUGACUGGGGAUCGAACCUGCAACCCAGGCCUGUGCCCUGACCGGGCAUCCAGCAGCGACCUUUCAGUUGACAGGCUGCUGCUCCAACCAGCUGAGCCACACCGGCCAGGGCUGUUCCUCAUUUUAAUCGGACAUUUUGUGUCAGAGACGUCUUUGCAUCAUUUCUACUGACGGUAAAACACAGAAAAUAAGAAUCAGAACGUUCACGUCCCAGCCAGGGAGCUUCGUGUGAACUUGGUGUGAACUUGCACGUACGAAUACGCAUGGGGCCAGCGGCAUCUCUCUCUCUCCCUCUGAUCUUCACGUGGACUUGGCUGUUUAUGGACUUACAGUAUGUUAGACCUGAAAGGAACCGUUGAAAGACUUGGGCCCAAGACCCACUCGUUUCGCCGGCGAGCAAACGGAGGCUCAGAGGAGUGCGCUGGCUUGCCCGGGGCCACCUGGGAAGAAGCUACUUUGCCAGCCACUUCAUCAUGGGAGGAGAGAAGUUCGACUCGACCCACCCCGAAGGUUACCUGUUUGGCGAGAACAGCGAUCUGAACUUCCUGGGGAACAGACCCGUGGCGUUUCCGUACGCUGCGCCCCCGCCCCAAGAGCCCGUGAAGACUCUGAGAAGCCUGAUCAACAUUCGGAAGGACACGCUGAGGCUGGUCAAGUGCGCCGAGGAAGUGAAGACGCCUGGGGAAGAGGCCGGCAAGGCCAAAGUCCACUACAACGUGGAGUUCACCUUUGACACCGACGCCCGCGUGGCCAUCACCAUCUACUACCAGGCCACCGAGGAGUUCCAGAACGGCAUCGCCAGCUACAUCCCCAAAGACAACAGCCUGCAGUCGGAGACUGUGCACUUCAAGCGGGGCGUGUGCCAGCAGUUCUGCCUGCCCUCGCACACGGUGGACCUGUCCGAGUGGGCGGAGGACGAGCUCGGCUUCGAUCUGGACCGGGAGGUCUACCCCUUGGUGGUGCACGCAGUAGUGGACGAAGGAGACGAGUACUUUGGCCACUGUCACGUGCUGCUGGGCACCUUUGAAAAGCACACGGACGGGACCUUCUGUGUCAAGCCCCUCAAACAGAAACAAGUAGUAGACGGGGUCAGCUACCUCCUCCAGGAGAUCUAUGGGAUUGAAAACAAGUACAACACGCAAGAGUCCAAGGUGGCGGAGGACGAGGUGAGCGACAACAGCGCGGAGUGUGUGGUGUGCCUCUCGGACGUCCGGGACACCCUGAUCCUGCCCUGCCGCCACCUCUGCCUGUGCAACACCUGCGCAGACACGCUGCGUUACCAGGCCAACAACUGCCCCAUCUGCCGACUGCCCUUCCGGGCUCUGCUUCAGAUCCGAGCCAUGAGGAAAAAACUGGGCCCCUUGUCCCCAACCAGCUUCAACCCCAUCAUCUCCUCGCAGACGUCCGACUCGGAAGAGCACUCGUCCUCGGAGAACAUUCCGCCCGGUUACGAAGUGGUAUCUCUCCUGGAGGCCCUCAACGGGCCCCUCACGCCCUCCCCAGCGAUCCCCCCGCUCCACGUGCUUGGAGACGGCCACCUGUCGGGGAUGCUGCCUGCCUACGGCAGCGAAGGCCACCUGCCCCCCGUCAGGACUCUCUCCCCGCUGGACCGCCUGUCCGACUGCAGCAGCCAAGGACUGAAGCUCAAACGGAGUCUCUCCAAGUCCGUCUCCCAGAAUUCCUCCGUGCUGCGGGAGGAGGAGGAUGAGCGUUCCUGCAGUGAAUCGGAGACGCACCUGUCUCAGAGGCCGUCGGCUCAGCAGCUCGAAGAGGAGUGUGGCGUCACUCCGGACAGCGAGAACCUGACCCUGUCGUCGUCAGGAGGCAUUGACCAGUCGUCUUGCACGGGGACACCUCUGUCUUCCACCAUUUCCUCCCCGGAAGACCCCGCCAGCAGCAGUCUGGCCCAAUCGGUCAUGUCCAUGGUGUCCUCCCAGAGCCGGCACUCCCAGAUCAGCACCGACACCGUCUCCUCCAUGUCGGGUUCCUACAUCGCCCCCGGCACCGGCACCGGCACCGAGGACGAGGGAGAGGCUUUCCCCUCCCCGCUGGCCGACAGCAGGGCCGCCUCAGAGGAAGGAGAGGUGGCGGCAUCUGCAGACAGCAACUUUGUGGGCCUCGCAGAAGAGCAGGAUGCAGAGGGGAACGACGUGAUGGAGGAAGACGAUGGAUCCCCCACCCAAGAAGAUGGCCAGAGGACAUGCGCAUUUCUAGGUAUGGAGUGUGACAAUAACAAUGACUUUGACAUCGCAAGCGUGAAAGCACUGGACAAUAAGCUGUGCUCUGAGGUCUGCUUACCCGGCCCCUGGCAGGCUGACGACAACGUGGUCAAUUGUCGGAACAUGCAGCGCCGUCGCCUGUCGUCCAGCAGCCUGGAGGACGCCGAGAACAGGCCCUGCGUCUGGGGUCCCUUGGCCGUCUGAGGGCCCCGCCCCCGCGCGCCGGAGCUCCCUCCUGUCCCCAAGUCCCGUCCUGGCCUCAAGGGACCGAGGGCCGCCUGGGCGUCCUCAGCAGGACACACGGAGACUUGCACACCCACGCGGAAGCCAGGUGUGGAGAUCAGCCCGCUCCUGCUCCCAGCCUCGCCUCCCUCCACGGCCGCCAUCCUGCCCCUCCCAGGACGGACCGGAAGCCUCCUUUCUCCUCGCGGCCUGAAACCGCCUGAGGAGCUGCAGCUCGUGAGACCCUUUGCGGAGAGACUCUCUAGAAUGUUCCCACUGCAUCUCGGCCUUCUGGGGGAGCCAAGGGCCACAGGCUGGUUGCUUCCUGAGCAUCCUUCUUCUCCCUGGGGGUAGACCGAGAGCCCCGGAGUCUUCGUGGCUUCACAGCAGACAUCCGCCUGGCAUUCUUCGGUUUCUGGGACAUCGUAACCCAUUCGAACCCUCCUGUUGGAAGGGGGAGUUGGGGAUGACUCCUGGGCAAAGGGAAAGCCCCAUGGCACUCUCAGUGGAGUUUCCUGGUCCUCGAGGACAGGAGAGACGGUGGCAACAGAGAAGACAGAUGGAAAAAACGGUUCUUACUUUUGGCACGUGAGCUGGUGUCUCGCGCCCCGUGUGUCUGUCCGUUUAGGAAGGGGGCCGUGAACUGGAGAAUACCCCCUAAAUGACCACCCCACAGGAGGGUUUCUUAGGAUCAGGGCGCAUCCACGGAGGCCUGGGACUCCACCCUAAGGCAGCAUUUCAGAGCCCGUGGUUUCGACCACCUCCGUGUGAGGGGCGUGUGUGGGCAGCUGUGUCAGCACGACGGCCCUGUGGGGCGGCGUUCUUACCCCUGGUGCCCCGUCUCCACCCUUGCCGUCAGUAGUUUGAUAGUUGAAGAAAUAGGCCGCAAGAGGAGUGGACCAGUGAUCCCCCUGCCUCUGGUACCCCGGAGCCCCAAAGGAAGUGGUAGAAAGCACCAAGCCGGGGCCAGCAGUGGGCUGGGAGCCUCCCCACCCCCCAUACUCACCCCUCCCCAACCUUCCCGUGUUCCUGAGCCCGACAGGAGAAGGGGGAGGCAUUGCCUUCCACCAGCUCAUUCGAGAUUCGGAGACGCUGUCUGUUUGCAUCAGGUGCCCACCCCACCCCGGCCCCGUGCAGGGCGUGCGAACAGAAGCCUGCAACGGCGAGGCUGCGCUGGCCCGCAUGCUGCUGGGUGUUUCUCUGCGCUGAGUCCCCAGCAUUGUGGACCCCUCAUAGCUCUCGGGCAGAUGCUCUGUCCACUGGCUUUCGGGAAAGGUGGUUUUCUCAGUGGAGCCUGGGACCAGGAGGCAAAUCUGGGUCCAGCAAUUUGUGAGGCUGAACUAUGGAGCCUGGGCUGUCCCCAUCCUGAUGGCUUGUCUUAGUAUUGGGAAGUGUCCCUCGAGAAGAGUUUCUCAGGGCCCUUUCCAGGACCUCGCAGAGAGCCCAGGGCCCCGGGGAUCCUUUGCACCACCAGGUGGGCGGGGGACCCUCACACUGUCUAGUGGUCGUGGCUCAUGUUCUGCCCUGGUCCAGGGGGAGGCCCGUUCAUGACAGAUGUGGCAUGAGCCAAGCCCGGCUCUCGGCUGCCCUCUUGAGUUGCCGGCACCCCCUCCCCAACCUCUGCAGUGGACUCUGCGGGUUCAGGCCCGCUUCCUGCCCUCCCCCCGCCCCGUGUGCUUUCAGUCCCAUUCAUAUUUACAAGCUGAGCAAUAACUCCCCUCAUCUUGCAGUUUGAGCCCCAGAAACAUCAGGGAACAGGAGCGUCCCUUAGCCUGGGGUAGCGGGACACAGACCCACCUGCUCUCCCGGCAGGUAGUAUUCACGGUGUGGUGUCACCUGAGACGAAGGAGGUGCAGGUAAACAGUAGCCACAGCGGCCAGGAACCCUAGGAGGAAGCCAUUAUCUUCACCCUUCCUGGGGGGUCUGUGUCUUCUCCCAGGGAGAUUCUGCUAGGGCUUGGUUCCAUCCCCCAGACACCUGGUUAUAGAACAGGCCCUUCAGUCCUUGUUUUUCAGACCCUUCCUAUCCUCCCUGCCCCGGCCCCGCUUCUUUAUUCUCAUCUAGAUCUUCGGCAAACAGUAAAACCCUGUCCAAAGAGGCUGGCCCUCAGUCAGCCUGCCCAGGGAGCAGGGCGGCGGCCAGCCCCACCGCCCCGCCCAUCAUCUGGACACUCGUGUCGUAAGCAAGUUGACCUGGAGAGAGUGGAUGGCCCGGCUCCUCACACGCGAGGGCACUGACUGACCGGAGGCCGGUGACUCCUCCCUGCCACACUCAGGUCGGAGCUCUCCCAUGGCCUCCAGAUGUUGUGGGGCUCCCUGCGCCCCACGAAGCUGCUUCUCCCCCUCCUCCUCCCCAGCUCCAUCCCACCAGGGUUUGUGCCGGCGCGGGAGCGCCUCUGGGGCACGGGCCUGUGAACCUGAGGCCCUCUCACCUGGAGGGAGUUCUGUCCUGUCCACCUGAUCCCGGCACGCUUGUUGCUCACUUCGCUUUAGGAUCUGCACACCUGGCGUGUGCAAGUGUGUGUGUGCAUUGUUGUGCCCCUCUCCCUCCCUGGAGUGACGCUCGGGGGCACGCUACAGUGGGGACAUCGAGGAUGCAAUAUUUACGGAUUGCUGCAUGAUUCUUAAAACUGAAUAAAACUGUUCGC